UCCCGGCAGAGGCCACACAGCUCCAGAGCUGGACACUGCCGCCCGGGAGCCCAGCAUGCCGGACCACAGGGAGGCCCCGCAGCACAGCCAGCAGGACCCGGACCCGGGAGACCCCCCACGGGACAGCCAGCAGGACCGGGGCCCGGGGGCCACCCGACAAAGCCUGGGAGCGAGGCUCCUGAGCAGACUGCGGCCCGGCGGGCCUGGGUGCGCUCGCUCGCUCAGCGCGGACCUGCGGCCCCAGCACGGCGUCGGGCCCAGCGUGGGAGAAAGCCCCAGGACUGACAGGCAGCCGCUACCCAGCCAUGGCCUCCCACUCCCGACGCCAGAGAAGGCCAGGGAGGCCCCGCUGCUGGAAUCUGCAGAGGCGGCGCUCUGGACCACGCAGGCGGACGGGCAGGUGCGCCUGCGCAGAGACCCCGGGUGCGUGCCCCCCCGCACCGUGCACCGGAUGUUCCAAGAGGCCCUGGCCAAGUACGGGCCGCUCAGCGCCCUGGGCUUCAAGCGCGAGGGCCGCUGGGAGCACAUCUCCUACGCCCAGUACUACCUGCUGGCCCGCAAGGCGGCCAGGGGCUUCCUGAAGCUCGGCCUGGAGCGGGCGCACAGCGUGGCCAUCCUGGGCUUCAACUCCCCAGAGUGGUUCUUCUCGGCGGUGGGUGCAGUGUUUGCGGGGGGCAUCGUCACGGGCAUCUACACCACCAGCUCCCCCGAGGCCUGCCAGCACAUCGCCCACGACUGCCGUGCCAACAUCCUCGUGGUCGACUCGCAGAAACAACUGGAGAAGAUCCUGAAGAUCUGGGGAAACCUGCCCCACCUGAAGGCGGUGGUCACCUACCGGGAGCCGCCUCCCACGGGGAUGCCCAACGUGUACGCGAUGGAGGAGGUCCUGGAGCUGGGGGGAGAGGUGCCGGAGGUGGUGCUGGACAGCAUCCUCGAGGCUCAGCGGCCCACCCAGUGCUGCGUGCUGGUCUACACUUCGGGCACCACGGGCAGCCCCAAGGGCGUGAUGCUGAGCCAAGACAAUAUCACCUGGACAGCACAGUACAGCAGCCAGGCAGGCGACAUUCAGCCAGCAGAAGUCCAGCAGGAGGUGGUGGUCAGCUACCUGCCCCUCAGCCACAUCGCUGCCCAGAUCUACGACAUGUGGACGGGCAUCCAGUGGGGCGCCUUGGUCUGCUUUGCUGAGCCGGAUGCCCUGAAGGGGAGCCUGGUGAACACCCUCCGGGAGGUGGAGCCCACGUCCCACAUGGGGGUGCCUCGCGUGUGGGAGAAGAUCAUGGAGCGGAUCCAGGAGGUGGCAGCUCAGUCCAGCUUCCUGCGCCGCAAGAUGCUGUUGUGGGCCAUGUCGGUCACCUUGGAGCAGAACCUGACCUGCCCAGGCAGCGACCUGAAGCCCCUCGCAGCCAGGCUGGCCGACUACCUGGUGCUCGCCAAGGUGCGCCAGGCGCUGGGCUUCGCCAGGUGCCAGAAGAGCUUCUACGGCGCCGCGCCCAUGGCUGCCGAGACGCAGCGCUUCUUCCUGGGCCUGGACAUCCGCCUGUACUCGGGCUACGGGCUCAGCGAGUCCUCGGGCCCCCACUUCAUGUCCAGCCCCUACAACUACCGGCUGCACAGCGCUGGCAGGGUGGUGCCCGGCUGCCGGGUGAAGCUGGUCAACCAGGACGCGGACGGCGUGGGUGAAAUCUGCCUGUGGGGCCGCACCGUCUUCAUGGGCUACCUCAACAUGGAGGACAAGACGCGCGAGGCCAUCGACGCCGACGGGUGGCUGCACACGGGCGACGCCGGCCGCCUGGACGCCGACGGCUUCCUCUACAUCACCGGGCGGCUCAAGGAGCUGAUCAUCACUGCGGGUGGAGAGAACGUGCCCCCCGUGCCCAUCGAGGAGGCCGUGAAGACCGAGCUGCCCAUUGUCAGCAACGCCAUGCUCAUCGGCGACCAGAGGAAGUUCCUGUCCAUGCUGCUCACUCUGAAGUGCACCUUGGACCCAGACACCUCAGAGCCCACUGACAGCCUCACGGAGCAAGCCGUGGAGUUCUGCCAGAGGCUGGGCAGCAAGGCCACCACAGUGUCCGAGAUCGUGGAGCACAAGGACAAGGCCGUGUACCAGGCCAUCGAGGAGGGCAUCUGGAGGGUCAACAUGAAGGCUGCCGCCCGGCCCUACCACAUCCAGAAGUGGGCCAUUCUCAACAGGGACUUCUCCAUCUCAGGGGGCGAGCUGGGCCCCACCAUGAAGCUGAGGCGGCCCGCCGUUCUGGAGAAGUACCGCGGCCUCGUGGACGCCUUCUACCAGGAGCACAAGCCGUAGCGCGCCGGCCCCUCAGCCCCGUGGCCGCUCCCAGCUCCCCGUCCGGUCUGGCCCUCGCCCCUCCGGCGACUCGGGAGCCCCCCGCCCCGCGGCCACGUCCUUCAGGGGCCAGCCCAGGCUGCCCCGCUAACGCCGACUGUGCCGGUCAAGCUGGCAGAUUAAACUUCCUAACCACCACCCCGUCCCGGUGUUUUUGUCCAUCGAGAACAUGCCCCGCCCGCAGGCACCCCGAGGCCCUGCCAGGAACAGGGAGGACACAGGUGUGGUGGGUUUAGUCUUUAUUAGCACGACCCCGAGAGCGAGGUGAGUAGCACAAGCCAGCGCACGGGAAGCAGCGACUGAAACACAGUGAGGCUACGCGUCUGCGCCAG
Molecule: messenger RNA, 2676 nt
Organism: Talpa occidentalis (Iberian mole)
Lineage: Eukaryota; Metazoa; Chordata; Mammalia; Eulipotyphla; Talpidae
Gene: ACSBG1
Product: acyl-CoA synthetase bubblegum family member 1
Cellular component (GO): membrane; endoplasmic reticulum
Molecular function (GO): long-chain fatty acid-CoA ligase activity
Source: RefSeq, a predicted model, not a curated record